UCCCACCUCCCUUCACGUUGAGCCAACUCCUUCAUUCCAUCCUCUCAUGGCCUCCAUCACCAGCUCCGGCCUCCUGCACCCAUCUUCAGCCCCGAGCAAAGAAGAAGACCGCCGCGGCCGUGUGAUCUUUGACCCCUUUCUCCUCCAGAAAGAAACCAACGUGCCCAAAGAAUUCCUCUGGCCGCAGUCCGAGAGGCCUGAUUGUUUGGAAGAAGUCCAGGCCCCAGUGGUAGACCUCAAAGGAUUUCUCCAAGGAGAUGAGUCGUCCACCCGUCGUGCUGCUGAGAUCAUCCGACAAGCCUGCCUCGUCCAUGGCUUCUUCCAGGUAAUCAACCACGGCAUCGACCCGUCUCUCUGUCGUGACGCGAUGAGAAAUGCGGACGAACUUUUCAAACUCCCCCUGGAGACCAAGCUCAAGAUCCAGCGACAGCGUGGGAGCUUAUGGGGCUACACCGGAGCCCAUGCCGAUCGCUUUUCCUCCAAGCUGCCCUGGAAGGAGACGAUCUCCUUCGGCUAUGAUAACGUUGGAUCUAAGAAUGGCGUCGUCAGCUACUUCGUGUCCAGCCUUGGGAAGGAUUUUGAGCCAACGGGAUGGGUCUACGAGAGAUAUUUUGGAGCUAUGAAAGAGUUGUCUCUGAGGAUCAUAGAUCUUUUGGCGAUCAGUUUGGGGGUGGAUCGAGAGUAUUUCCGAGAAUACUUCAAGGACGGGGAGUCGGUGUCGAGAUGCAACUACUAUCCGUCGUGCCAAGUGCCGGAGGUGGUGCUUGGGACGGGGCCGCAUAACGAUCCGACCGGGCUCACGCUGCUGCUUCAAGACCAAGUGGGAGGGUUGGAGGUGUUCACGGAUGGCAAAUGGCAAGCAUUAAACCCGCAGCCGGACGCGCUGGUGAUCAACAUUGGUGACACAUUCAUGGCUUUAACCAAUGGAAUAUACAAGAGUUGCUUGCAUCGAGCGGUGGUUAACUCGCAACUCAAGAGGCAAUCAAUAGUCUUUUUUCUGUGCGCAAAAGGCGACAAAGUGAUCCGACCCCCAGAGGCACUGGUGAGCCAAGAGAAUCCACGCAAGUAUCCAGACUUCACCUGGUCGGAGCUGCUGAACUUCACUCAGAACUGCUAUAGAGCCGACGGUGAAACCCUACAAUGCUUCGCCCAACAGCUUUUAUCCUCCAAAGCAACAAAAUAGCUCCAGCCUUGGAUUUGGAGGCAACCCAGAGGGCUUAUAGAUGUGGAUGAUAUUUGAAUCAAUCAUAUGCAGAUGUGGAUGAUAUUUGAAUAAAUCAUAUGUUACUUUCAAUGGUAUUUGAAUAAUUCAUAUGCUACUUUCUA
This is a messenger RNA of Phoenix dactylifera (date palm), 1326 nucleotides long. RefSeq names its product gibberellin 20 oxidase 2-like. The record is from RefSeq and is a predicted model, not a curated record. NCBI's taxonomy places the organism in Eukaryota, Viridiplantae, Streptophyta, Magnoliopsida, Arecales, Arecaceae.